AUGAAUGAUGAAACAACAGAUAUUAGUUGUCACGAACAAGUUUCAUCAGUAAUACGAUAUGUUGAUGAUAAACUUAAUGUAUUUGAGAAAUUUGUUGGCUUUGAACGCACGGCUUCUAUGACAGGAGAAGCAUUGUGUGCAUUAUUGAUUAAAUGGUUAAGUAAACUUGAUUUAAAAUUAGAAAAUUUGGUUGGUCAAUGCUAUGAUGGUGGCAGUAACAUGAGAGGAGAGUAUCAAGGAGUAUCAGCUCGCUUGAGACAAGUAGCUUCUUUAGGUAUAUACGUACAUUGUAAUGGUCACAUAUUGAAUUUAUGUUUAAUCGACGUAUCAGCUCGUGUACCAUCAGUUAGAAAUAAUUUUGGUGUUGUUUCAUCACUUUAUAAUUUGAUUGAAGGUUCAGCUAAACGUCAACAAGUUUUCGAAAAUAUUCAAAAGGAAGCCGGUUUACAAGCAUUAACAGUCAAACAAUUAUGUGAAACCCGUUGGACGUGUCGUUUCGAAUGUUUGAAAGUGAUUUUACUUCGUUUUAAUGAAAUUGUAACAACUUUAGAAGUUACGGCAAUUUCUGAUGGAUUUCUUCUUCUUAAUUCAUUACAAUCCUUUGAUUUUAUAAUUCAUUUAUUUAUUAUGAGUGAGAUAUAUCUUUUAACAAAUGUGCUUUCAAAAUCUUUACACUACUCAAAUAUUUCAUUGACAGAUGCACUUGUUCAAGUGAAAAUAACGGUUGAUACUUUAAAAUCAUUACGAAAUGAACCUGAAUUUGAACGAUUCUAUAGUGAAGCAAUGAAACUGUGUGAUUCUAAUGAUAUUGUGCCUCCUAAAGAAAUUCGCAAGAAAAAAGUUCCUGCUCGUUUUGGUGGUGGUGUUGAUGCACCAGCUGCCUUAAAUGUAAAAGAUCAUUAUCGAAUCAACAUUUAUUAUACUAUUUUAGAUACGAUCAUCCCGGCAAUUAAUGGAAAAUUCGAUGAAAAUGUUCUUGAUAUUGUUAUUUUAAUGGAGAAGCUCUUUUUAAAUAAAGAAUUGUUAAAUGAUAAUGAAAUUCAAGAAUUAUCACAACAUUAUUCAAUUAGUUAUGAUGAUUUAAAAGUGGAACAACGACUUUACAAGACUAAGAUGAACGAUCAAAAGAUGAAUUUAUCUCAAGCAACUAAAUUCAUUCUGGAGAAUAAUUUCCACAUAGCAUUUUAA
This is a messenger RNA of Rotaria socialis, 1188 nucleotides long. The record is from the annotation of a GenBank genome assembly. NCBI's taxonomy places the organism in Eukaryota, Metazoa, Rotifera, Eurotatoria, Philodinida, Philodinidae.